UGCUGUCUUUGUGGUAAUGUUCUUGACUCCAUCCCCGGGACAGGCGGGCCAGACUCAACUCCCGAAUGAAAUCCAUGAGGACCAAAGCACCAAUGUCAAUAUUCGUGACAGCAUCAUUCUCAUCCAUGACACUAAUGUUUGGAGUGAAUGGGAUGGCAUAUUGGAUUACAACCAUGGUUAUUUGGCCGCCAAACUGUAUAGUAAGAGGGCUUGCGUGCUAACCAGGAUGGAUAAAGUUAUCUUCCCCAGUCUGGAAACACUCCGAAAAGCCCUGGAUAAACAGUUACCUAGAAAUUAUGGCUCCUCCCAAGGUCUCACCUACAUCAUUUUACCUGCUCGGGUUAAGAAUGUUGCUCAGUAUGGAAAGACUAUCAGUGAUCUGUGUAGAGAGGUUCCUACAUACUUUGCACAGCAACACAUGGAAGGCACUGCCCUGGCACUGAAUCCCCAAUCCUGCUUUAAAGCAAGAAUUUUUGCAAACACGUACAGUUUUGGCAUCUCCUUCUGUGGGGAGAUUCCAGGUCUCUGA
Molecule: messenger RNA, 529 nt
Organism: Vombatus ursinus (common wombat)
Lineage: Eukaryota; Metazoa; Chordata; Mammalia; Diprotodontia; Vombatidae
Product: gastrokine-3-like
Exons: 5
Coding region: 17-529 (170 amino acids)
Biological process (GO): regulation of cell population proliferation
Source: RefSeq, a predicted model, not a curated record